AUGGCAUUGCAAGGGGCUGAGCAGGCGAUCCUUCGGGAUCCUGCACUAUUCUACUGGAUUUUAUUCCCAAUCACUAUUGUCAUGAUAUUGACAGGAAUUCUUCGUCAUUAUGCUACGGUCCUGAUGAACAGCCCUCCGAAGCCUCCGUCUACUCUGGCCGAAUCUCGCGAGCGCCUGUCUCUCAUCCGCGGUGUCAAUUUGCGUAAUAAUGCAUGUGCCGUCCUAUCACGAGAGGCAUUCGAAGCUCGAAAGAAUUACAUGGUCUCUGCAUACCAGAAUGGUGAAUUCUUGAAGGAUCCCGCCAGUCGCGGCCAGCCACCAGCCAACCCAAUGACAGAUCCGGCGGGAAUGGAAGCUAUGAUGGGAAUGAUGAAAGGGAACAUGAUGAUGAUGAUCCCGCAUACUCUUAUUAUGAGUUGGAUCAACGCCUUCUUUUCGGGAUUUGUCAUCUGUAUGCCGCUCCAUCCUUCUGAGCAAGCUCUCCUGAACGCACUGACGCAAUUAAAAACAGUGAAAUUGCCUUUCCCCCUCACGAUCCGAUUCAAAUCGAUGCUCCAGUCUGGUGUCAUGACCCGUGACUUGGAUGUGAGAUGGGUCUCAAGCCUUUCGUGGUAUUUCCUGAAUCUUUUCGGUCUUCAGUCUGUUUUCGGUUUUAUCUUGGGCAGCGAUAAUGCUGCGAAUCAAAUGUCACAACAAAUGGCUAGUAUGAACCCGGCUGCCGGCGUUAAUCCUUUCCAACCCGGCCAGGACCCUGAUAAGUUAUAUUUGAGUGAAGCAGAAAACUUGGAAGUAAUGGAACAUUUCUGUAUUUUGGAUGGUAUUGAGGAAAGGGUGCUGCAUAAUUACGCUUCGAAGGAAAUCUAUUGA
Aspergillus tanneri is the source of this 867-nucleotide messenger RNA. It is a transcript of the gene EMC3, whose product is annotated as ER membrane complex subunit EMC3. Gene Ontology annotation, cellular component: membrane; EMC complex. Gene Ontology annotation, biological process: protein folding in endoplasmic reticulum. The transcript has 4 exons. The record is from RefSeq and is a predicted model, not a curated record. Lineage: Eukaryota; Fungi; Ascomycota; Eurotiomycetes; Eurotiales; Aspergillaceae. The coding region runs from base 1 to 867 and encodes 288 amino acids.